GUAAAUCCCAAUCGAGAAGCAAAAAAUCAGAUAACAAACUUGGGUCUCGGGAACUCUUUUUGCCCUCAAGACAAGCAUCCCAAAGCAAAUACCUUGUGUGCACUUUCUUUUCUGCAAAUUUUCUGUCUGUCUCUCUCCAAUGUUCAUUCUCUUCAUAUUUCUCUCUUCCAUUCAUGUUUGAUUCUCAUAUACUGUUAGUAUGGGGGCUCAAAAGAGCAUCCAUGCCGGGAAAGUUCUGUUUGAUGGUUUUUAAGUUUUAAAUCCAUGGGUUUGUUUGUCUGCAACAGCUAAGAUUGAUGUCAAUGUUGAUCUCACUCAUAAGUUAUGUGCUUCAUUGAUGCUCCCUUCUCUCAGGAACGCUGGCAGCCCUUUUUCACUCAUAAUUGGGAGUCUAUGCCUCAAACACCCCAAUUUAUUUGGUGGGAGUGAGAAGCUUGAUGUAUCAUGGGACAAGGGGCUGUAUGAUUCAAAUGUAUUGAUAGCUUAUAGGAGGCCAAGACCCGAAUGGCUUGCUCAACAAUGUUUUAUCAUGCAGCAUUCUGUUUCACCUGAAAUCGGCAUCCAUGGUACACCAGCCGACAAUUUCUCUCGUUCAGGGAGUGGAGGUGUGAAUUUGUCUCGAUUUUCAGUAGGCUUGGAUCUGAAUGAGCCUGCAAGUUCCCAAUGGAGCUGCACAACCAGUAUUAAAUUUGAGCAUGUACACCUGCUGAAUGAUGAUGGCCGCUCUAUAACUAGUGAUCCUGAUGGGUUCCCAGUGACUUGCAGUGGCACUCCUCAUGAUCAUAUGGUUGUCUUAAAGCAAGAAUCUCGAUAUGCAAAGGCCAAUGAUCAUAGUUUUUCUCGUUGCAGCAUGCAAAUAGAACAAGGGAUUCCCGUUUUUUCAAGGUGGCUAAUAUUUAAUCGGUUCAAAUUUGUUGCAACAAGGGGAGUUAAACUUGGGCCAGCAUUUUUCUUGGCAAGCCUGACAGGUGGUUCCAUUGUAGGGGACAUGGCUCCUUAUCAAGCAUUUGCUAUAGGUGGUGUUGGUAGUGUGCGAGGGUAUGGUGAGGGUGCUGUUGGAUCAGGGAGAUCAUGUCUGGUUGCAAAUAGUGAAUUAACAUUCCCUUUGAACAAGAUGUUGGAAGGUGUUGUUUUCCUGGACUGUGGAACAGACUUGGGUUCCGGUCGACUUGUACCUGGAAAUCCAGCACGAAGACAAAGCAAACCAGGGUCUGGGAUUGGGUUCGGUUAUGGUCUUCGCUUAAAGUCUCCAUUUGGUCACUUUCAGGUUGAUUAUGCCAUCAAUGCCUUUCACCAAAAAACUGUCUACUUCGGCAUCAGCAACCUUAUUUCGUAACUGUCUUACACCUCAAAGCUGCAGUUCGACACUUUUUCUGGGUUGUAUAAAUCCAUUAUUGAGAAGGGUUGAAGAGUUUUGAAUUAACCAUUUCGUGCUGCUGGAGACGUUGCAACAGUGUAUCACCUGUUCCCAUUAAAAAGUUGCAAAGGCUGUAGUGUGUUCAAGCUUACAUGUGGAAGAUUUUUCUACUUGCAGUGUUGGCCACACCUGUAAAGGAAAAUAGUUUUGUCCUUCCUGAAUUUUAUAUUCAUAGUGCAAAAACAAUGGAAACUUCUUUGGUUCUUUUAGAAAUUAUUUUUAUUUUCAACAUUUUCAUUGUUGCAAGACUAUGAACUUGCAUAUGCUUUCAGCAAAGAAAUAUGAGAUGUGAAUUGUGAAGGGAGGGUUCCAUCAUUUGUUUUUAUCUCAUUGUUUGCUUACUAAUGGGAUUGGAUGCAAUUUUAGUCUGGUAAAUCCAGUCUUUAAUUCA
Molecule: messenger RNA, 1808 nt
Organism: Manihot esculenta (cassava)
Lineage: Eukaryota; Viridiplantae; Streptophyta; Magnoliopsida; Malpighiales; Euphorbiaceae
Product: outer envelope protein 39, chloroplastic
Exons: 11
Coding region: 338-1336 (332 amino acids)
Biological process (GO): chloroplast organization; embryo development ending in seed dormancy
Cellular component (GO): outer membrane
Source: RefSeq, a predicted model, not a curated record